AUGUCAACAAUCCCUAUCGAGCAAAAAGUAAUCAACGCGUCAGUCCUUGCUUCAGAUGUUGCUAUGGGCCAGCAGGAGGCCGAGAAGGAACUUGCGCAAGCCCAUGCUGCAGAUGAGACUGAUCAGGACGCCGAAGGUGAUUUGGAUAUGCUAUCGUCGCCGGAUACCGCGUCUGAAGACAACGUUUCGCUGAAAGGCUCUGCCAAUGGAAAUGUCUCUGAAGGUGAAGGUGAUGAUUCCCCUUCGUUAGCGGAAGAGGCAGACGACGAUAACUUCCAGGAUGCUGAUGAACCGAUGGAAGACGAGGACUUUAAUGAAGAUGAGGACGACGACAGUGAACCUGUCAGGAAGAAAGGCCUAGUAAGGAAGAAGGCUCAGUCUAGAGCUACAGUCGAUGAGUAUUAUGAUCCCGACCUUUAUGGACUAAGACGAUCUGGACGAGCCAAAGGAACAACCCAGUUAGCUGACAAUGAUUCAUCGGAUGAGGAUGAGAGCGAUUAUAAUUCGCGAGCUUCUAAGAAACGAAAGAAGGUGUCCGCAUCUGGUGCUUCCUCGCGGAGGACUCGAGAAUCCUCCGCUGUAGAUGAGUCUCACUCGGACGAUUACGGUGCAUCCACUCGCAAGCGCCUCAAGAAGCGCAGCUUACCUGCCAAUGAGUUUGGCGAAGUGCGGUUCUCCUCCCGAAACACAAAAUCGAAGUCUUAUGCGCUUGGGGAGGAGUCUGAAGACGAAUCGGAUCGCGUGUCGGACGAUGAAGAUGGUUUCGGAUACGAACGGCAGGAGAGAGCCGUGGAGGAGCCUAAGGAAGCCAUCGACAGUAUCCUGGACCACCGGGAAGGACCUGACGGUGGUGAUGAUCCCUACACAACCCUUGAGUUUUUGGUUAAACGCCAAGGUCAAUCGCACCUGCACAAUACCUGGGAAACGUAUCCGCAAUUAACCCACAUCAAGGGCAUCAAGAAAGUCGAUAACUACAUCAGAUCGGCAGUUCUGCUUGAUAUAGCCAUCCGCUCGGAUGCAUACACAACACGUGAAGAUCUUGAAGCAAUGGAUAUUGAACGGGAACGAAAGCGGGACCAACUGGAGGAGUAUAAGACGGUUGACCGUGUCGUAGAAAGCCGGACGCAGAAGAGCUGCGAUAACCUGUCCGAACCUCAUACAGAGUAUUUCAUCAAGUGGAAAGGUCUGAACUAUGACGAGUGCACAUGGGAGUGCGAACCCGACAUUCACGAACGAUAUCAACCUCUUAUUGAUGCUUUCUUCGAUCGGACCAGUUCGACUUUACUGCCGCACAAAGGCGAGCAUUUCACGGCAAACAAUCGUCCUCACUUUCGGAAGUUAGCUGAACAACCCUCGUACAUCAUAAAUGGGGAAUUAAAAGAUUUUCAAAUGACCGGUAUAAACUGGAUGGCUUAUUUGUGGUCAAAGAACGAGAAUGGUAUCUUGGCAGACGAAAUGGGAUUGGGUAAGACGGUACAGACGGUGUCGUUUUUGUCAUAUCUUGUACAUGACGUGCAUCUUCAUGGCCCGUUUCUUGUCGUUGUGCCACUUUCGACUGUCCCAGCCUGGCAGGAAACGUUUGAGAAAUGGGCGCCAGAUUUGAAUGCCAUCACCUUCCUCGGGAACCAAAAAUCACGCGAUACUCUCAUCGAAUCCGAAUUCUUCCUGGACAGUGCUAGGAAGAAGCUAAAAUUCAACGUUUUACUUACGACUUAUGAGUAUAUUCUGAAAGAUCGGGCUGUACUUGGCGAUAUCAGGUGGCAGUACCUCGCCGUGGAUGAGGCUCACCGUCUUAAAAAUGCGGAGUCUUCGUUAUAUGAGGCUUUAUCCUCUUUCAGGACGACGAACAGGUUGUUGAUCACCGGUACGCCUUUGCAAAACAAUAUCAAGGAGCUUGCUGCUUUGGUGGACUUCUUGAUGCCGCGAAAGUUUGACAUCUCUGUUGAGAUCGACUUCGAUAAGCCUGAUGCAGAGCAGGAGAAGUUCAUCCGCGAUUUGCAUGAACGCCUGAAGCCUUUCAUUCUGCGCCGUCUGAAGAAGGACGUUGAGAAAUCUUUGCCGUCGAAAACGGAGCGUAUCCUGCGUGUUGAGCUAUCUGAUAUGCAGACCAGCUACUACAAAAACAUCCUGACCCGCAAUUAUUCUGCACUGAAUGCCGGACCAAGCGGCGGAAAUCAGAUGAGCUUACUGAACGUCGUGAUGGAGCUGAAGAAAGCCAGCAAUCAUCCUUACCUGUUUCCAGCUGCUGAAGAAGAAUUUCUUGCAAGUAUUGGGAGCGAAAAAAGUCGAAACGAUAUUCUACGUGGAAUUGUUAUGACAAGUGGCAAGAUGGUUUUGCUGGACCAACUACUUACACGACUGCGGAAAGAAGGUCACCGUGUUCUUAUAUUCAGUCAAAUGGUUCGAGUUCUGGACAUUCUAGGCGAUUACUGCUCUUUGCGAGGUCUUCCGUUCCAGCGUCUAGACGGGACCGUUCCCUCAGCUACGCGCCGCAUCGCAAUCGACCACUUCAACGCCCCCGACAGCCCUGACUUUGUAUUUCUCCUAUCGACACGUGCCGGUGGUCUUGGCAUCAAUCUGAUGACAGCUGAUACGGUCAUUCUUUUUGACUCUGACUGGAAUCCGCAGGCUGAUUUGCAAGCUAUGGCACGCGCGCAUCGUAUUGGACAGAAAAAGCAUGUUACUGUGUAUCGUCUCGUCUCGAAAGACACCGUGGAAGAGGAUAUUCUCGAGCGGGCACGACGCAAGAUGGUAAUGGAAUAUGCCAUCAUGACGCUUGGUAUGACGGAUAGUGGCGACAAGUCAAAGAAGAAGGAAGGAUUUUCUACACAGGAACUCAGCGCUAUCCUCAAGUUUGGGGCUUCGAAUAUGUUCAAGGCGACUGACAAUCAGAAAAAACUGGAAGAGCUUAACAUUGAUGAUGUACUAGCACACGCUGAGGAUCAUGUCACUACUGUGGACGCGGGCGGUUCUAGCCUUGGAGGAGAGGAGUUCCUCAAGCAAUUUGAGGUGACGGACUUCAAGGCUGACGUGACGUGGGACGAUAUCAUCCCUGAGGACGAUCGCAAACGCAUAAAAGAGGAGGAAGACGAAAGGCGCAACGACGAAUAUCUUCAACAGCAAAUGGCUGCAAGUUCUCGUCGAGCCACUGUCACCGCCAGGAUGCGCGAAUACAACUCGGGUGCCAAGCAGGAUUCAACUCCGCCGGAUGAAAAGAUUGGCAGAAAGCCGCCAAAGAAGCGCACGGAGCCAAGGAAUCGCGACCUAAACGAACGUGAGAUCCGUAAUCUUUACCGUGCAAUGAUCAAAUUCGGCAAGCUCUCUCAGCGAUGGGAAGAUAUAAUCAAGGAUGCCGACCUUGGUGACAGGAACAUCGAAAAGGUGCGCGCGACCGGUGAAGGUAUGAUCAAAGCAGCAGAAGAGGCGCUUCAGGAGCAUCAGGCAGCUGAACUUGCGAAGGGUGAAGAACCUGUCCCGCAAAAGUUCCGCAAGGCCAUCUUGAUCGAAUUUAAUGGCGUCAAGAACAUCAACGCAGAAACACUCAUCCAGCGCUCUGAAGAACUUGGCUACCUCCAUGAUAUCCUUGCGAAGGUGCCAGAUAAGAAAUCAUACCGUAUGAACCCCACAGCCAAGGGCGUGCAUGGCUGGAAGUGUGUAUGGGGCGAACGGGAAGAUUCGAUGUUGUUGGUCGGUAUUGACCGCCACGGGUUUGGUGCGUGGGCAGAAAUCCAGGCUGAUCGGGAAUUGGGUAUGCAGGACAAGUUCUUUUUGGAAGAGAACACAAAGAACGAGAAGGAGAAGGCAGAAAAGACGGAGAAGGGUGUGAAAGGUAAACGACAGCCUGAUGCCGCAAUCCCUGGAGCAGUUCAUCUUGUUCGUAGAUGCGACACGUUGCUGGGGACUUUGCACGAUACAAAAAAUCAAAUGUUCCCAGAGCAAGAGAAGCAGGUGGACAAAAAAGCGAAACCCGACAGAGCAACGGGAAGCCCGGCGGUGCCUCCUAAACAGAAGAAGCUUUCUCUGAUCAAAGAGCGCAAACCCUCUAAUGGUAAAGCAUCUCCUCGAGAAAAUUCGCCGGCAGUGACAGCUUUGAAGAGAACGCCGAGUAUGAAGAAGGAAGCCUCCGGUCAUGUUUCUGACGGUGCCGAGAGCGAGUACGAGAGCAUGGAUGAGGCAGAGUGCAAGGCCUUACUGCGCCCUAUCAAAAAGCAGCUGAAAAAUCUCAAAUCGACGGAAAACAUCGAAAAGAGUCAACUCGCCGCCCAUUACAAGACGAACCUCACCGAAGUUGGCAACUUCAUUCGUGAACAAGUGGACGGGUCGAUCGGUGACAAAGAGAAACUUGAGAAACAUCUGUGGGUUUUCACUACCUGGUUCUGGCCCAGAGAUGUUUCUCACAAGAAGCUGCGGGCUAUGUAUAAGAAGAUGACAACGGAGCCUGAACAGUGA
Molecule: messenger RNA, 4449 nt
Organism: Saitoella complicata NRRL Y-17804
Lineage: Eukaryota; Fungi; Ascomycota; Saitoellomycetes; Saitoellales; Saitoellaceae
Exons: 4
Coding region: 1-4449 (1482 amino acids)
Biological process (GO): regulation of transcription by RNA polymerase II; nucleosome organization
Cellular component (GO): nucleus; chromatin
Molecular function (GO): ATP hydrolysis activity; chromatin binding; histone binding
Source: RefSeq, a predicted model, not a curated record